Molecule: messenger RNA, 843 nt
Organism: Trichoplax adhaerens
Lineage: Eukaryota; Metazoa; Placozoa; Uniplacotomia; Trichoplacea; Trichoplacidae
Exons: 10
Coding region: 1-843 (280 amino acids)
Biological process (GO): phospholipid transport
Cellular component (GO): cytoplasm
Molecular function (GO): phosphatidylinositol binding; phosphatidylcholine intramembrane carrier activity; phosphatidylcholine binding
Source: RefSeq, a predicted model, not a curated record
AUGGUCAUGUUAAGGGAGUUUCGAAUUAUUCUGCCUGUAUCGGUAGAAGAGUACCAAGUCGGUCAACUAUACGCUGUUGCAAUGAUGAGUAAGAACGAAACUGGAGGUGGUGAAGGCGUUGAGAUUUUGGUCAAUGAACCAUUCGAGAAUGAUGAGCUAGGAAAGGGCCAAUAUACGCAUAAAAUAUAUCAUCUUGCUAAAAAAGUACCUAGAUUUAUUCAAAUGUUAGCUCCUCGAGGCUCUAUGGAGAUGCAUGAGAAAGCCUGGAAUGCUUAUCCUUACUGUAGAACAAGUUUCGUUUUAAAAAUUGAAACUUGGCAUAAGCCUGAUAAAGGCGAAAUAGCUAAUGUCCAUAACUUACCCCCUGAUCUACUUGCUAAACGUGACGUUGUUCAUAUUGACAUUGGAAAUGAUCCUGUCUCGAAUUAUAAUCCAAAUGAAGACCCUUCGAAGUUUAAAUCUACUAAAACUGGUAGGGGCCUAUUAACUGGUGAUUGGCAGAAAAAUAUUAACCCAUAUAUGUGUGCCUAUAAGCUUGUGACUAUUGAGUUUGUAUGGUGGGGAUUGCAGACUCGUGUCGAAAGCUUUACCUUAAAGGCUGAAAGGCGACUUUUCCUUAACUUUAACCGCCAGUUAUUCUGCACACUUGAUGAAUGGUAUGGCAUGACUAUGGAGGAUAUAAGAGAAUUAGAAAGUAAAAUAAAAGAUGAACUGAAUGAGCCCUAUUUUGAAUUUUAUUACGUUAUCAGUCAAAAAGUAGCCAGACCUAGCGGGGUCGUAGGGCUCUAUCUACACUUCAAGAACUGCUUCAGAUCUGGAGGAAAGGCUUAUAAUACGCCUUAG